Messenger RNA from Anneissia japonica, 3931 nucleotides. Its product is annotated as cysteine desulfurase SufS-like. The transcript is spliced from 19 exons. Lineage: Eukaryota; Metazoa; Echinodermata; Crinoidea; Comatulida; Comatulidae. The coding region runs from base 238 to 2388 and encodes 716 amino acids. The record is from RefSeq and is a predicted model, not a curated record.
GAUGAGUAAUACGUAAUGCAUGAGGAUCCUGCAGACUUGAUGUAGAAAUGUUCAAAAGUCAAGUACCAGAGGUUUGAAUAAUAAGUAAAUAUUAUAUACUCAGUUAAAAAAAAAAUGUAUAAAGUGAACGCUUAUAGAAGAAAUCGUCCAGUUGCAUGUAAAGACACAGCAUGAAAUAUCAAGCCGAUCGUCUGAGAUUACAAUGAAUUAAAAGGGAUAAAUAGAGCCAAAUUUCGUAUGUCUCGAGUUUUAAAAAAAGACAGGAUGAACAGGAAUGUCGAUGGAAGUACUUUUAAUGCGAUGUUGGUUGAGGGUAACAUCUUGGAGAGACCUAUGAGUGAUUCGUCUGGCAUUGCAGAUUGUGAUGUCAGCUCCAUUUCCAGCGUUAACGAAGAUUUGAUGAACGACAUCCUGAGGGAUUUCGAUUCAACUUUGCAGUUGGAGGAUGACAGAGUGGCCGCAUCAUCAGAACGGUUGCUAAGAUACGUAGAAAAUAAUACCAUUGGCAAUGGAAUAUGUUUCCAGGGCCCAUUUGGAGAUCGAGCAGCGACUUACUGUGACUAUACGGCUUCUGGGAGAUCGUUGAAGUUUAUUGAAAACUAUAUUGACGAACACGUUCGUCCGCUUUAUGCCAACACACACACGACCACAAACGUAAUGGCAAGACAGACAACUCGAUUCCGAGAGGAAGCCAGGGAAAUCAUCAAAACAAGUGUCAAUGCGAACGAAGAAGAUGUGUUGAUAUUUAGUGGAAGUGGAACAACAGGUGCAAUACAUAAACUAGUUGGUGUUCUCGAAAUCAAUAAAAGACGAGCAAAGAAAACAGUAGUCUUCGUUGGUCCAUAUGAACACCAUUCGAAUAUCCUUCCAUGGAAAGAAGCUGGUGCAACGGUUCAUAGAAUUCGAGACACUACCCAUGGCAAUAUUGAUACAAGACAUCUACGGAGCUUGCUUAAGAAAUAUUCCAAUUCGUCUUAUUCGCUGAUUGGUUGUUUCUCAGCUGCCUCAAACGUAACUGGAGUAAUAACAGAUACUCGGUCUAUAACGUCAAUACUUCACGAAUAUGGGGCUCUAUCAUUUUGGGACUAUGCUACUGCAGCACCAUAUUUAGAUAUAGACAUGAACCCUACCUCAAAUGAGCAAAACGGUGAUUUUUCAAAAGAUGCAAUAUUUCUGUCUCCGCACAAGUUUGUUGGUGGUCCAGGAACCCCAGGUAUACUCAUAGCAAAGAGACGAUUAUUCCGUAACUCCGUGCCAACAAACUGUGGAGGCGGUACAGUGCUCUAUGUAACACGGGAUACACACAUCUACUUGAAGAACCCUGAGGAGAGGGAAGAGGGUGGGACACCUGCUAUCGUGGAGUCUAUCCGCGCUGGCCUGGUCUUUCAACUUAAAGAUGCAAUCGGAACCGAAUUGAUAGAGAAGCGAGAGAACGAAUUUGUCAAACUUGCUUUUGAGAAGUUUAAGAAGACACCGGAGAUUGUGAUCCUUGGAAGCACAACGGCUAAACGUCUGCCGAUAUUUUCAUUUCUGGUCCGACAUCCACAAAGCAACAAAUUACUGCAUCACAAUUUUGUGGCAGUUCUUUUGAAUGACCUCUACGGAGUUCAAGUCAGAAGUGGUUGCGCAUGUGCAGGACCAUACGCACAGGAUCUGUUGGGAAUAGAUGAAGAACUCGCUAAAAAAUUUACAUAUUUUCUACUCGACAGCCAGGGCCGAAAAGAAAUCCAUAAAGAUUCCGGCGAUAUAGCAGAAGAGAUGGAGAUUAUGAAGCCCGGAUUCACUCGCCUGAAUUUACCUUAUUUUGCAUCGCAUGAGGUGGUGAAAUACAUCCUCGACGCUGUUGUAGAUGUAGCCAAGAAUGGAUGGAAACUCCUACCACAAUAUUCUUUCAACAAAACAUCCGGUAGCUGGUUUCAUCAGUUGAAAGGUCAAACGAUCAACGGCAAAGACAUAGUUCUUGAUAGUCUUCACAACAAUGAUUACUACGAUGGCAGAUUUAACUGCCAAAGGUGCCCGUAUGAGGUGAAACACGAAAGUGGAAAGGCGCGUUCGCAAACAUUCCAAAAAUACCUGUCAUAUGCAAGAAAAGUUUAUAGGGGUGCAGUCUCAAAAUCACAUGAGGUUACAGUGACUGACUACUGCACUAUUGAGUCGAGUGGUGUAUCUGAGGAACUGAUCUGGUUUAUGCAGCCUCACGAAGCACUUGAGUUAGUGGGCUGUCAGGGACAGUCGACAGAUGUUAAGCUUAAGAUUCCACAAAAAGCGCCAUUUACACCAAAGGGAUACGCCGACGAAAAUGGGAAACCAACAGGUAGUAGGAAGAAACAUUCGAAAUUACCAACCAUCAGCAACACUGCGAAGUCCAGUGUUUGUACUAUCUUGUAGCCGAGUUGAGCCGCACUUAAAACACAGAAUGUUUAGCUACUCUAGCCAUGGAGGUAUAAACUUCCAUGCUCUAGCCAAGGCAGGAGCACAUUAUGCCGCGGUCUUAUUUUAUUAGGUACUCUGUAGUCUGAGCAGUAAUAAGUGCGCAUGUACGUGAGCUGUAUGAGUAAAGCACCAACAUAAUUAUUACUGGUUAUGAGUAUUUGAUUCAGGAGGAGUGUGUAAUAAAUAAGUGAAGGUCGUUAAAAAUGCAAUAAAUUCUAUAAUUCAUAAAUAGGCCUACAUGUUUUAGAUCGUCAAUUUUGGUAACUUAACUUUCGUAUCAUAUAAUUUAUAGUGAAUUUAUCAUCGCAAAAAUAGAUUUAAAGUUAUCUCGCACAAUUACAUAUUUCUUUCAUUUCCAUACAGUAAUGCAAGUUCGACGUCACUACAGCACAAAAUGCAUUAAGUUCGUGUUUAUUUAUAUUCUAUGUUAUUCUUAUUCAGCACCAGGUUGUAUUAAGUUUAUAUGUAGGCCUACUCGGGUCUGUAUAGUGGCCAAAUAAAUUGGAUGGCCUAAUUGUUUGAGAACCAUAUUUCUUAAAAAAUGAUUAAUGUUUAUUUUGUUUUGACAAAGAUUCUGUCGCCAUUUAACGAUAGAAUUAAAAUAUGGCUUAUGAUAUAAUGAUAAGCCUAUAUAGGCUUCCUCGCUAAUUCUAAAAAUAAUAUAAUAAUUAAGCAUAUUAUUAAUGCAUACGGACCCGGAACUUAAUUUAAUAAUUUUAAAGGUUCAUGCAUAAUUCAUGUUGAACAUUUAGUGCUGGGAUUGUUCUUUAGCGAAAACGCCCUAUACGGCAAGAUAUACAAUUAUGGUAUUAAUAUUGUUAUGCUAUAUAUUGUGUUGAAGAAUACAAUGACGUGAUACACCUUUUAUCAAAAGAUAAUAAAUAAGUGAGCAAUAGGGAAUUCUGUGCAAGUGGUAAUGGUGUUAACUAGCUGUAAAUAAAUGUUCAACUUUUAUCACAGUUGUUAUUUAAAAUAUUUAUGUUUUAAAGUAUGCUUUUUUUCAUGAGCUAAUUUAAAUAUUAGAGUUGUUUUCGCAUCAAUUUAUUUGAAUAUAUCCCUGAUUUGUUUCCGACACAUGUAAUGUAGGCCCUAAAUCAAGUAGACAUGCUUUACGGUUUUCAUAAAAUUGCUACCGAAACGAACGAGAGGAAGCUUAGCAUUUUAUGGAAAACCUGGCUAUGCAUAAGGCGUAGGCCUGAACUUGGUCGCAGGCCUGAACUUGGUCGCAGAGUGGUUUUAAUAAAGAAAACAACUGGUAUCAGCUGGGUUUGAAUCCAUGUAUCUGAUUGUGACGGAGAAUGAUCGUCUGAGUUAUCAGCCGGCUGUCACUGAUCGAUUUCAUUAUAAUUUCUUGCGGAGGUAAUUGAAAGUACUACGUAUUUAUUUAAGUAUGUUGCAUUAUGUAUGUAGUUUGCUUUAGGUGUAUGCUGAAUGUAUGUGGGGGUGCAUGUGUGUGCAUUGUAUGCAUGCAUAUGUAUGUAUAUGUAUAUAUAUAUAU